AUGGAAAUAGCUUUGUCAAUAUCUAGUUGUGUUAUCAGCGGGAGACGUCUAAAACCUGAUUCUCUUGACCGUGAACAUCCUCUCACAAAAGACCUCCUUCAUCCCUCUCCAGAAAAGAAGCAGAAACACAAGAAGAAGCAUCUGAUGCAGAGCCCAAAUUCCUACUUCAUGGAUGUGAAGUGCCCAGGAUGCUAUAAAAUCACCACAGUCUUUAGCCAUGCACAAACGGUAGUUUUGUGUGUUGGUUGCUCCACUGUCCUCUGCCAGCCUACAGGAGGAAAAGUGAGGCUUACAGAAGGAUGUUCCUUCAGGAGGAAGCAGCACUAA
Tupaia belangeri chinensis (Chinese tree shrew) is the source of this 327-nucleotide messenger RNA. Its product is annotated as 40S ribosomal protein S27-like. Bases 1 to 327 code for a protein of 108 amino acids. Gene Ontology annotation, biological process: translation. Gene Ontology annotation, molecular function: structural constituent of ribosome. NCBI's taxonomy places the organism in Eukaryota, Metazoa, Chordata, Mammalia, Scandentia, Tupaiidae. Gene Ontology annotation, cellular component: ribosome. The transcript is spliced from 2 exons. The record is from RefSeq and is a predicted model, not a curated record.